AUGGCUAACGCCACUUACCACAGCAUCACCGGCUCGGAAUACGUCCAGCAAGUUUCCGAAACGGUUGAGCAGUCCACCAGAUGGUUUGCUAAGAAGACUAGCGACACACCACGGUUGCCAUUCCACCGUUCAACGCCCUACGAACGUGUGACAAGCUCGCUUUUGCGCCGCAAACGCCUUGUUUCGGUGCUCACCAUCGGCCUCGCGUCGCUUUCCGGGUACUACUACUACCAGAAGUGCUACUUACCCCGUUUGUCGGAGGACAGCACAGAGAACAAACGACGGGCCAAGCGAAUGCCAAACGGGGCGCGGUAUGAGGUGGUUUUGAUUAUUGGCUCGCCGGUAGAACCGUUAACCCGCCUUAUCGCCUUGGACUUGGAGAAGCGGGGGUUCAUUGUGUACAUUACGCUCACCUCAGAACAUGAAGUCAAAUUUGUGGAGACCAAUCGCUACAAUGACUUUGAUUAUCUAGACAUGGUUGGAACCCCCCAGGACUUUGAGCUUGCGUUGAUGAAAUUCAAGCAGCGCAUGAACGAACGCGUGGUACCGUUUGCCGGUGCCCAGCCCCACAAGUUGCACCUCACCUCUGCGAUCUUCAUCCCUGACAUGGCGUAUCCCGUGGGGCCAGUGGAGAACAUUUCGAGCGGAACCUGGAACCGAGUGACGGCCAAGUUGAACUUGUACCUCAACUUCCUUGCCUUUGGUCUUGUGGAUAUUGUGCGUGCUAGCAGCGGAAAGAUUAUCUUGGUCAACCCCGUGAUUCUCCCAGCGUUGAAGUUGCCCUUCCACUCGCCGGAAACCAUCACGUUCAAUGCUGUCCAGGACUUGUUUACGUGUCUUCACCGCGAGUUGUCGUCAGGAAACGACAUCCAGGUCACCCAGAUCCGUUUAGGCAACAUGCUGAUCUCCAACCAGCCGAUAUCGUCAACUAAGAUCGACAAUUCGAUCCAGAGAGAGAUGUUGGCGUGGGACGACCAGACGAGGGAGAUUUAUGCGGAGAACUUUACCAAGGUAAAGCACACCAGCGGGCCUAUUCAAGGAGUCAGGGGUACGCCAUUGCGCGAGUUGUACCAUUUGGUGUAUGAUUUGAUUUAUGACCAGAAGAGAUAUGUCUUGGGCGGUGUGUGCUAUUGCGGUAGUGGGGCAAGGAUUUAUGAUAUUAUCGGAGGCUUGUUGCCUCAUUGGAUGAUUGAUUGGUGGUUGAGAUAA
This is a messenger RNA of Babjeviella inositovora NRRL Y-12698, 1209 nucleotides long. RefSeq lists its product as uncharacterized. Bases 1 to 1209 code for a protein of 402 amino acids. Lineage: Eukaryota; Fungi; Ascomycota; Pichiomycetes; Serinales. The transcript has a single exon. The record is from RefSeq and is a predicted model, not a curated record.